CUAAACCUGAGGGAGGCGGGCUGAGGGGGACGGUGAAUGAUAAGACCAGAAGGGGAUACGCUUCGUUACAGUGGUAAUCUUAUUUAUCAUAACCAGCCAUAUAUUCUUACGCGUAAAUGUUCGUAGUUUGAUUGAAGCGUUGUACCAGGUGAGUUCUAGCAAGGAUGACGAUGCCGCACGUAGGGGCAAUUUUUGGAGCAAUAGCUGGAGUGAUGGCCAUCAUGCUGCACUCCUCUAUUCACAAGAUAGAAGAAGGACACCUCGCUGUGUACUACAGGGGUGGAGCAUUGCUGACUACUCCCAACGGUCCUGGAUAUCACAUUAUGAUGCCUUUCAUUACCACCUUCAGAUCAGUGCAGACUACUCUUCAAACUGACGAGAUCAAGAAUGUGCCUUGUGGAACAAGCGGUGGUGUUAUGAUCUAUUUCGACAGAAUAGAAGUGGUUAACAUGCUCGUCCCUUCAGCAGUGGUGGAAAUUGUGAGGAACUAUACAGCGGAUUAUGACAAAACACUAAUUUUCAACAAAAUUCACCAUGAACUCAACCAGUUCUGCAGUGUGCACACAUUACAGGAAGUCUACAUCGAGUUGUUUGACAUAAUAGAUGAGAACCUGAAGACUGCUUUACAGAAAGAUCUUACUGUCAUGGCGCCUGGACUCACAAUUCAGGCAGUUCGUGUUACCAAGCCAAAGAUCCCUGAAUCUAUCAGGAGGAACUUCGAGCUCAUGGAGGCGGAGAAGACCCGUCUGAUGAUAACAGCACAGACUCAGAGGGUGGUGGAAAAAGAGGCAGAGACUGAGAGGAAGAGGGCCAUUAUUGAGGCUCAGAAAGUGGCUCUGGUAGCAGAGAUCCAGUUCCAGCAGAAGGUGAUGGAGAAAGAGACGGAGAAGAAGAUCUCCGAAAUCGAGGAUUCUGCCUUCUUGGCCAGGGAGAGGGCUAGAGCUGAUGCAGAAUAUUAUACUGCUGCCAAGUUUGCUGAAUCAAACAGGGUGAAGUUAACCCCGGAGUACCUGGAGCUGAUGAAGUACCAAGCCAUAGCAACUAACAGUAAGAUCUACUUCGGCCAGGACAUCCCGAACAUGUUUGUAGAGGGAACCAACAACCCCCAUAAGUCAGAGGCCCCCCCCCACGACGCUCAGACAGAGCACUGAACUGCAGAUGACGGGAGGGAUAGCUUUGCAGCUGGUUUGGUGAAUAAUAAGGCACUAAAUGGCAAAGAAAGAGUGGGAAAGAUUGAGGACAAGCAGAAGUGAGAGCAACGAAAAGCGAGAUAAAAGGGAACGUUUUUUUUUUUUAACCUUCUAAUCUUUUAGGAGGACAAGUUUUAGAAAGGAGAAUGAUGCCAUAGUGAAAAAUUAACAGCAUUUUAAUGCUUAUGCCUGAGAAAGCGACAACAAGAAGUCGCCCUGAUUUACAUGUGCUUGCAAUCAGUGCAGUGAUUCACUCUGCUGUGAGAUCUGCAUCCUUUCCGUGUGUUGUAUGCAAGAGGAGAGAUUAAUGAUUUUUUUAGAAUGCAUUUCUGGUUGAGCUGAACUGGAAUCUAACAGGUGACACUAAUUAAUAAAAGCUGUAUGGUUUGUCUAAUUGUGGUGUGGGGAGGUAAUCUUCUCGUGGGCUCUUCUCUCUCAACAUGAGUCAGUGGGAGGACUGUUGAAUCCCACUUCAUAUCAAACCGGUCCAGCUGGCUGAAAUCCUACAGACAUUAAAACUGAGAUUUUUUCCAAACAAUAGCAUUCUAGAAAAAGUGACCUCACUUUGUUUUACUUUCCCCUGAUUUUUGCAUAGAUCUCUACAGAUACUCAAGUCUUUAAAGGUGGAGGUGUGUUGUGUGUUCAGAGUUUAUAUAGUUAGUAAGCAGUGGUGUCAGAUUAGUAGUAAAGCAGUUUAUUUUCCGGUAGCUUGGUUAGUCUUUUGCUGUUCUUAAAUAUGUUUUAGUGCAGCUUCCUCAGAAGGACUUGAGAUGCUUUACUAAAACCUGCUGUGGCAUUUACUGUGAGUAAAAGGAUCUCAUCUUGUCCUCUUAAAGCUAAUUUAAAUCAAUUGAAAAUAAGGUAAUUAAUAUUAGAGCGAACCAAUAAAGCAUUUGAUUUAUAGUGCCACAGGAUGUUUCCGGAUUUGUAUUCCUCGUCAAGACGUCAGCACAUCUUUCUUUCCUUCGUCUGGUUUUGAUUGUUAGGGCCAUCCAUGCAUGUGGAAAUGUGUAGUGGUUUGAUUCAGAUGAUAUUUAGCGCCUGCAAUUUUCUGCCAACUCUUGUUAUGCAGCUUAUUCAGAUGUGGUGAAAUGUAAAUUCUCAGGAAAUUGACUUUUAUUUUGUUAAAGCAGUUGCUCAAUGUUGCUGAAACAGAAGUACAAAUAAAAUUGGAGUCUGGUGACACAGUUUGGAUAAUCAAAGAUUGGAUUAUCCACAUUUUGAGGGCACCAUGACUUUAUUGUACCGUCUAUUUGCAGUCGGUGCAAAUAAGGUAUUUGACAAUAAGACAAUGGCUCCUUUCCAAUGGCAAUGUUUAUAUUUUCCUGCAAUCCAAGAAUUGAAAUGUAAAGUUUCCUCUUUCUUUGCUAAAGAAGGUCAUUUUAUUGCAACACAGCUCCUGAUUACAGUAUUCACUUAGAGAGAAAUGAGUUAAACUUCUGUAUGAUAAUAUGAGUUCCAGUACUACACAACAACACGCUUUGGUUAAUGCUGAUGAAGCUUAAAUAACAUGCAAGUUGGUGCUAGUUACAAUGAUCUGUUUAAGCUUUUGGAUUUUGUUCAACUCUACUACAUAAUUCUUCCACUAUCAGAAUGCAAGCCUUAAAUACUGAUGGGUUAGCCUAGACUUAAUUAUUAAGUGAUUCUUAUAUACUAAAAAGCUCAGUUUUAACUUAACUGUGAGACCUCUUCAGAGCUUGGAUGUACAUGAUGAGCUGCGGCCUCAUCAGACUGUGGAGACAGAACCAACAGUUGGUCCUUCAGGUGUUCGGAAGAUGCCGUGAUGUUUACUUGACCUACGAUUGGCACUAAAGGCUGCACUCUGCUCUUGCUUUGGUGGUGGGUUCAAAUAAAGAUGCAAAAGAGGGGAAUUAAUCACUCAUGAAAAUGAUUUUUUUUUCUUCGUCUAUAUUUUGUACAAUCUGUGAAAAUUCAACAUUAUCUCCUUGUUUUAAAAGAUUUAUAUGCAAAAAUGUUUUCAAGUUUUGACAAUGUUCUUAUGUAUAAUAAAACCUAUUUUGGUACCUCUCUUCUCCAA
Molecule: messenger RNA, 3228 nt
Organism: Eleginops maclovinus (Patagonian blennie)
Lineage: Eukaryota; Metazoa; Chordata; Actinopteri; Perciformes; Eleginopidae
Gene: erlin1
Product: ER lipid raft associated 1
Exons: 12
Coding region: 165-1151 (328 amino acids)
Biological process (GO): SREBP signaling pathway
Cellular component (GO): endoplasmic reticulum; endoplasmic reticulum membrane
Molecular function (GO): ubiquitin protein ligase binding; cholesterol binding
Source: RefSeq, a predicted model, not a curated record